Messenger RNA from Prorocentrum cordatum, 1200 nucleotides. The record is from the annotation of a GenBank genome assembly. NCBI's taxonomy places the organism in Eukaryota, Dinophyceae, Prorocentrales, Prorocentraceae.
CCCAUUUCCAGGCCUCCAACCUCCCCCUCUUCGUCGCCGUUCGCUUGAUGUGCCGACCGGGCCCCCGGGGACAGUCUCCGUGCAGCCGCCCAGCAGGCGGCCGCCCCCAGCGGGCUGCCCCGCGGGCGCGCAUGGCGGCGGAGGGCAAGUUCUUCGGGGCCAGCAAGUUCGACCCCAGGCUGAUCUCCACGCAGAUCGUUGUCAUGCAGGCCGCCUUCUGGUUCUGCUUUGCCGGGGUCUAUUCCAUUGCCAACUGGAUCAUCGGCGCGCCUCAGUCUCUGUCGCAGAUGUUUGUGGGCAAGGGCUACACGUGGGCAACAACACCUGGGUUGGCACUCGCGUGCUCCCUCUGGGCGACCACGUUUGCAAUGGUGGCCGCCCUUCGCAUCGUGGUUGAGCGCGCGAAGAAGUGCCUGGACUUUGUCGCCACGUACCACAUAUUUCACCUUGUCGCCACGUGCUUCGUCUCGGGGUUUCCUUCGGAGCUCCACUGGUGGGUCAUCCACGCAGCAGCCCUCAUUGUCGCCGUUGUCGUCGGAGAGUACGUGUGCAUGCUCGGGGAUAUCGACGGCGCGCUGAAGUGGGCGGGGCGGGGGCGGGGGCUGGCACCCCGAGAGGGCACCCCGGCCCUUCGAAGUCUCCCUGCCCUCUCACAGGCCGUCUCAGAAGCCUCUUGAGGAGGGGCCGCUCGCUCCCAAGAGACCCCCCUGCCUUCUCAGAGCCCCGCUGCCCCAGUGCUUGCCCCCCCUCGGGGCGCGCCGCCGAGGAGACCAAGGCGAUCAAGAUGGGCUCGAAGGUGUCCAAGGCGCCGGCCAAAAGGGCGCGCCGGCCCCUGCAGCAGGUGUAGCCUUGCUCACAGCCGCGGGAGUCCCCCUGCUGGAUCAGCGCUCGAGGGCUGGCGGAUGGCGACGGAGCCGAGUGUGUCCAGGACGGCCAAGAUGCCCUCGCUCCCGUGCAGCAGGUGAAGCCCAGAACGGCCGCCGACGGCUCCUGCUGAAGUGGGGCUGGUAGGGGGUUGAGGGAUGUGUGUGUGUGUGUACGGUCACGCGAGGACUUUGAGCUCCCUCCCCCCUCCCCUUCGCAGCCUCCCCCUACUUCCCGUCCUAUCCCUUCCCGCUCCGCCCCAGGCCAGUAGGGCGCUGUGCUGCGCAUCGGUGCGGAUAGACCGUUCUACUGGCGCGUCGACCGCGCUGGGCGGAA